AUGGAACGUCAGCUUAAUCAAUGGGCUAUGGACUUUGAGGGAAACUGUGAUAGGAUCCUGAAGUCAAUUAUAGUUGCGAAAGCUCAAGGUGCAGCCCUUCGUGUUGGACCAGAACUGGAGGUUACGAAAAGUGGUUAUGGUUGUGAAGACCAUUUUUUAGAAAGUGAUACAUUCCUUCAUUCCAUGGAAAUUUUGACGAAAAUCAUUCGCGACACUAGAGUCCAAGAUAUACUAUUGGAUAUUGGUGUACCUGUGAUGCACAAAAGUGCUCGUUACAAUUGCCGUGUUGUAGCUUUAAAUGGAAAAAUCCUCUUGAUCCGUCCUAAACUUUGGCUUUGUGAUGAUGGUAACUUUCGUGAAUCUCGCUGGUUUACACCAUGGCUGCAACCAAGAAAAGUUGAGACACACUAUCUUCCUUCGGCUAUUGCAAAAGAAUUGAACCAAGAAUCCGUUCCUUUUGGUGAUGCCAUCAUUGGUUGUAAAGAUACCGUGAUUGGUAUUGAAACCUGUGAGGAGCUUUUCACGCCCCAGAGUCCUCACAUUGACAUGUCACUGAAUGGUGUCGAAAUAUUCAUCAAUGCUUCAGGUUCCCACCAUGAGCUUCGAAAACUUAACACUCGUGUUCGCUUAAUCCAGAAUGCUACCAUGAAAUGUGGUGGUGUUUAUUUGUAUUCAAACCAGCGGGGCUGCGACGGAGGCCGCUUGUAUUAUGAUGGUUCUGCCAUGAUUUUUGCUAAUGGUGAACUCCUUGGACAGGGUUCUCAAUUCUCUCUCCAUGAUGUUGAGGUUGUCACUGCAACUGUUGAUAUGGACAUCGUACGUUCCUAUCGUUAUUUACCUUCUCAUGGCCUGCAAUCCCGGUUUCAUGAGGGUUAUCAACGUAUUCAGAUUGAUUAUAGUCUAUGUGACCGAGGAAAUGACUACAAUCCUCAUUGGAAACCCACCUUUCCCAUUGAACUUCACUUGCACACUCCAGAAGAGGAAAUAGCCUUUGGCCCAGCCUGCUGGUUAUGGGAUUACUUACGUCGUUCUGGUGCUGCCGGUUAUUUCCUUCCUUUAAGUGGUGGUCUUGAUUCUUGUUCUACAGCUGUGAUUGUCCAUAGCAUGUGUAGAAUUGUUUGUGAAGCUGUUAAAAAUAAUGAUGACCACGUUUUGUCUGACGUUCGACGCCUCGUAAAGGAUGAAAAAUACACACCCAAGGACCCAAAAGAUUUGGCAAAUCAUCUGUUUUAUACGACUUUCAUGGGUACUGAACACUCCAGUAAAGAAACUCGUUCUCGGGCCAAACGUCUUGCCGACAUUAUCGGUAGUUAUCAUGUUGACAUGAGUAUCGACACCGUUGUUAAUUCAGUGGUAAAGCUUUUCAUUCUUGUUACAAAUCGAACUCCUCGAUUCCGUUCUCAGGGUGGUUCGAAUGCUGAGAACCUUGCUUUGCAAAAUAUUCAAGCGCGUUCGAGAAUGUUAAUAGGUUACUUACUGGCUCAAUUAUUACCUUGGGUUCGUGGAAAGGCUGGUUCUCUUUUGGUUCUUGGCAGUUCUAAUGUUGAUGAAUGUCUUCGUGGUUACUUAACAAAGUAUGAUUGCUCAAGCGCAGACAUUAAUCCUAUCGGCGGCAUUUCAAAAUUGGAUUUGAAGUCUUUCUUGGCUUCGGCAAAGCAGCAAUUUGAUUUGCCAAUUCUUCAAGAGUUUUUAGAUGCUACUCCUACAGCCGAACUUGAACCUUCUACUGAAAAUUACACUCAGAGUGACGAGGUUGAUAUGGGCAUGACUUAUGCUGAACUUAGUCUUUUUGGCCGCCUACGUAAAGUAUCCAAAUGUGGACCCUACAGCAUGUUUAUACAUCUUAUGCAUAUUUGGGGUAAUGAACUGUCACCAACGGACAUUGCCGCCAAGGUCAAGCGGUUCUUUCAUUACUAUGGAAUCAAUAGACAUAAGAUGACUACCCUAACUCCUAGUUACCAUGCUGAAAGUUACGGAGUUGAUGAUAACCGUUACGAUUUGCGUCAAUUCCUUUAUCCAGGCUGGAACUGGCAAAACAAGAAGAUUGAUACCCUCGUUACAAAGUUUGAAGAUUACGAUCGCUUGGAUUAG
Schizosaccharomyces japonicus yFS275 is the source of this 2091-nucleotide messenger RNA. RefSeq names its product glutamine-dependent NAD synthetase. Gene Ontology annotation, cellular component: nucleus; cytoplasm. The record is from RefSeq and is a predicted model, not a curated record. The transcript has 5 exons. Gene Ontology annotation, biological process: NAD+ biosynthetic process via the salvage pathway; NAD+ biosynthetic process. Gene Ontology annotation, molecular function: ATP binding; NAD+ synthase (glutamine-hydrolyzing) activity; glutaminase activity. The coding region runs from base 1 to 2091 and encodes 696 amino acids. NCBI's taxonomy places the organism in Eukaryota, Fungi, Ascomycota, Schizosaccharomycetes, Schizosaccharomycetales, Schizosaccharomycetaceae.